Messenger RNA from Adineta ricciae, 216 nucleotides. The record is from the annotation of a GenBank genome assembly. NCBI's taxonomy places the organism in Eukaryota, Metazoa, Rotifera, Eurotatoria, Adinetida, Adinetidae.
AUGUCGACCGGGGCUCGUGUAUUUUUCGUUAGUUCAAUUGUCAUAACUGGAGUCACUGUAUUCGCUGUGAAUUAUUAUUUAACUGACGAAAAAAAAAGAAAACGUGCAAAUAUUCUAGCAGAUAUAUCUCGUCGAGAAGAACAACGCCGAUUGAAUAUUGAACAAUAUGAAAGACAAUUAAAAAUUGAUGAACAGCUUCGUUUAAGGGAUAAAUAA